CUGGAUCCAGUUGAUAUUGAUCCAGAACGACAGACAGAGAGUGAAACGGAGACAAAGACAGAGGGACGACGAUGUUUGAAAAUGUCCCGACAGUGUCCUCAGCGGAGCGUCAGCAGGUACUGGGAGCUCUGGACCGUCUGCACUCCAAACUGGUCCAGAGGGAAGAGUGGACCCACAGUGACACCCUGGGAAACCUGAGGGAGACCCUUCAGAGUCCACUGUUCAACCACAUCCUGACCCUGCAGCAUUCCAUCAAACAGCUCCGCAGCCAGUUGAGCAGUAUGCCUCCUGAUGCCUGCAGUGAGUUCAGCUUCUCCAAAAAGGGUCAGCUGAUCAUGAGCGCUGUUAAUCCCGCCAGCAGCUCGGCCCCGCCCACCCUGUCUGCCUCCUCCUCUAUCCUGACCAAUGGCUCGUCUCCGCCCAUCGAUCAGACUGACCUCCUCCAGAAGUGGAUCCUCACCGCCGCCAAGGGCCGUCACACGGAGUUGGUCAGUCUGACUCGGCCAUUCUCUGGUGGUCUGGGCUUCAGCGUGGUCGGUCUGAAUCCUGCAGGAAGCAGCAGUCAGGGAGUCUUCGUCAAACACAUCCAGCCUGGAGGCAUCGCACACAGGGAUGGGCGUCUCCAGGAGCGGGACCAGAUCGUGGUGAUAAACGGUAGUCCUCUGGAGCCGGGGAUCAGCCAGCAGCAGGCCCUCACCCUCCUGCAGCAGCCUGGAGAAAUGGUGGAGCUGGUGGUGGCGAGGGACCGCCCACCCAACGCAGCGUCACCCGUCAUCACGGAUCAGUGGGGUCACGUGGAGGAGAUCGAACUGUUGAACGAUGGAUCCGGUUUGGGCUUCGGCAUUGUGGGAGGGAAGACGACUGGGGUGGUGGUCCGGACCCUCAUCCCAAACAGUGUGGCUGAUAAGGAUGGGCGUCUCCGCACAGGCGACCACAUCCUUCGCAUUGGGGCGACGCCCACCAGCGGCCUCAACAGCGACCAGGUCGUCAAGGUGCUGCAGGGGUGCGGGAGUCACGUGACCAUGCUGAUCGCCAGGGAUCCCCAAGGUCAGAGGUCGACAGGUCCGCCUCCCCCACCUCCUCCAAAUUCUGCCCCGGUCUCCUCCUUACCUCCCCGACCCCCUGAACUGCCCCUCCGCCCUGACGUGGGCCCCAAGCGCCGGCUCAGCAAGACGCCCAACUUGGAGGGAUAUGAGAUCCACGAGGUUCCUCUGACCAAGAAGGACGGACAGAGCCUCGGCAUCUCCAUCAUCGGCUACAACCCUCUGACCAGCCAAGAUGCAGUAGGUGUGUUUGUGAAACAUGUAGUACCAGGCAGCGCUGCAGAUCACAGCGGAAACAUCCGAGUCCACGACCGACUGAUAGCUUUGGACGGCUUCAGUCUUCACGGUAUGACCAAUCAGGAGGUGCUGGAGGUGAUGAAACAGACGGGUCAGACCGUGGUCCUCACUGUGGUCAGGAAGAAACCCAGAGUCCUGGAGAGAUCCCUGGAUAAAGUGGAGAGGGAGCCGUCUCACGUGUCACUGCGGAGGUCGUUGAAGGUGAACACUCGCUCCUCUGGGUUUGGCUCCUCAAUGAUGAAGCUGGAGCCAAUCUACCCUAACACCAGUAGCAGGGCUACAGAGGCAGAACUGAGGGCUAAAUGGGAUCAAGCUCUGGGGCCACUGUAUGAAGUCCUGGUGGUGAAGUUGGAUCCUGUCAUUGAAGAUGAUGCAGAGCUGCAGAAAUCCUGCAAGCUGUUACCCGUCCACACGCUGAGACUCGGGGUCGAGUUGGACUCGUUCGAUGGUCACCAUUACAUCUCCUCUGUGGCCCCUGGAGGCCCUGUGGAUAAACACGGAGUCUUGAGACCAGAGGACGAGCUUCUGGAGGUGAAUGAUGUUCAACUCUACGGAAAGUCUCGUCGAGAAGUGGUGUCGUUCCUCAAAGAAGUGCCUCCUCCGUUCACUCUGGUCUGCUGCCGACACCCAACCACCGACCUGGGACCAGGUCCAGAGUCUGAACCAGAGUCUGAACCUGACCCCGUGUUACAACCAGGAUGUGGGCCAGUGAGACAGUCACAGCCCAGUGUGGAGGAGAUUGAGCUGAAGCUGUCGUCGAUGCUCUGCAGUCAGACAGUCCUGAGAGACAACAGCAGCGACCAGCAGCAGGCAGUUAGACAGGAGCAGGUGUCCCCUGUGGCGGAGGUGCUGAAGGAGGAGAAGAUUCAACACAGCCGGGAGGAGGAAGAAGAUGAGGAGCAGGAUCAAGAUGAGGAUGAAGAAGAAGAUGAAGAUGAAGGGGAGCUGGCUCUGUGGUCGCCAGAUGUUCAGGUGUUGGAGCUGCAGAAGGAGAGAGACAAAGGCCUCGGCUUCAGCAUCCUUGACUACCAGGACCCGUUAGAUCCAGGUCGCUGUGUGAUGGUGAUCCGGUCUCUGGUUCCUGGCGGCUCAGCAGAACAUCACGGGGGUCUCCUUCCUGGAGACCAGCUGGUUUCUGUUAACCAGACCCAGCUGGACCUGCUCACCCUGGCGCAGUCUGUGGAGGUCUUGAAGUCUGCCCCACCUGGCACAGUCCGCCUUGGUAUCCGGAGGCCUCUCGUGGUUGACGGACCAGAGAGGAGGAGGGGGGACAGCAGCCACACUCAGCUGCCAGUACCAAAGGGUUUCGGUGACGGCUCCAUCCUGCCUGAAGACCUUCAACACAAAGAAGACGAGGAGGAGGAGGAGGAGGAGGAGGAGGAGCCGGAGCUGAUACUGGAUGGAGGUCUGCCACGCUACACCACCUUCUCUCUGACCUCUGACCUCCUGCCUGUAGAGGAGGGCAGGGAGAUGGCUGUGGACGAGGAGGAGGAGGAGGAGGAGAAGGUGAAGAUAGAGGAGAGAGAAGAGGAGAGAAAGGGCUCUCUCCCCAGGAAACCUCCUCCCUCGUGGGAGGAGUGGAAGCUCGCCUCCUCCAGCCGGGGAGGACCAGAGGAGAGCUGGAGAAGAGAGAAGCAGGAGGAGCUGCAGAGACCAGACCAUGAGGGCGUCGUGUCUGUAGGAAACAUGAUCCUGGACUCAAGAGACAGUGAAGCAGACUCUGAGCUCACUCUGACAGACACCGACACAGAGUCUGUCAGAAUGAUUGACAUUGGGAUGAGGAAGAGGCGGAGUCAGGGAGGAGCCUCUCAACUAAUCAGAGGAGGCCACAGCAAUCUCCCUGAAAGAGAGGAGGGGGAGGGAGAGGAAACUCCUGUCUUCAGUCACUGGGGACCCCCCCGCAGGGUGGAGGUGUGGGCUGAGGAGGAUCAGUCUCUGGGCCUGAGCAUCGUGGGAGGUCGUCAUGUCAUCAAGCGUCUGAGGAACGGAGAGGAACUGAAGGGAAUCUUCAUCAAGCAGGUUUUACCACACAGUCCUGCUGCCAAGACCCAGUGCCUGAAGACCGGAGACAAGAUUCUGGAGGUGUCAGGUGUCGACCUGCGAGCUGCCAGUCAUGAGGAGGCAGUCGGUGCCAUUAAAUCAGCUCCGAGCCCCGUCGUCUUCAUCGUACAGAGUCUGUCUGCUACACCUCGGCCUGUGUCUGUAACAGCUCCCAGCUACAGCAGACACAAAGCAAAGAGGACAACGUCUCCGAAAACAGGAGUAACAACACCCCCACUGAGACAGCCCCCACCCUACAGACCCCCCAGCCAGACAGGGCCUGAGCUGAACUCUGACCUGGAGCAGGCCAAAGAGCGUUGGUGUGAGCGUUAUGGAGACCUGCCGGGGGAGCUGCUGUGUGUGGAGCUGGACAAGGAGCGUCAGGGUCUGGGUCUCAGCUUGGCGGGAAACAGGGAUCGUUCCCGCCUCAGCAUCUUUGUGGUGGGACUCAAUCCCGGAGGACCGGCGGCUCGAGAUGGACGCAUCCGGGUCGGAGACGAGCUGCUGGAGAUUAACAAUCAGAUUCUGUAUGGGCGGAGUCACCAGAACGCCUCGGCCAUCAUUAAGAGCGCCACCUCCAAGGUGAAGCUCAUCCUGCUCAGAAAUGAAGAUGCAAUAAACCAGAUGGCUGUCCCCCCUUUCCCGACUCCCCCUCCUCCCCCUGUCCUCAGCCCCGCCAGCCCUGAGUGUGUCGCUCCAGCUCCUCCCAGUUUCCCCACCCCCACAGACGGAACCCACCCCCCUGACAGCCGGAUGUCCCCCCCAUCGUCAGACAUAGACGAGACGCGCGACGAGGCUGAGCAGAACAACAGGAACAGGAACAGAAGCAGCAACAGUAACAGUAACAGCGCCCCCCAGAGUCUGAGAGAGGCCGACACGUCCAAACAGUCCUGCAGGUCCCACAGCAGCUCCAGUAAACAGACAGCAGCAUCUCCUCCUCUGAUCAGCCCUGACCUGCACACUGCCAACAAAGACCCAUCAUGCUGUGCGGUGGUUCCUGGUCAGGAGACGGUGCUGGAGAUCUGUAAAGGUCGAUCAGGACUGGGACUCAGUAUAGUGGGAGGAAGAGACACACACCUGGACGCCAUUGUGAUCCAUGAGGUUUAUGAAGAGGGAGCUGCAGCCAGAGAUGGACGACUGUGGGCAGGAGACCAGAUACUGGAGGUAAAUGGCGUGGAUCUCCGCAGCGCAUCCCAUGAGGAGGCGAUUGCUGCCCUGCGUCAGACGCCAGCGAAGGUCUGUCUGAUGGUGCUGAGGGACGAGGCUCAGUACCGAGAUGAGGAGAACCUGGACCUCUUUAAGAUGGAACUGCAGAAGAAGAGUGGCAGAGGGCUGGGACUCAGCAUCGUCGGAAAGAGGAGUGGUAGUGGUGUGUUCAUCUCUGAAGUGGUCAGAGGGGGCGCUGCUGAGCUGGACGGUCGUCUGAUGCAGGGAGAUCAGAUCCUGUCAGUCAAUGGAGACGACACGAGACACGCCUCCCAGGAAACUGUGGCUUGUAUACUGAAGUGUGCUCGGGGUCAGGUCCAUUUGGAGCUCGGCCGACUCAAAGCUGCAUCCUGGAUCUCAUCCAGGCGCAACUCACAGGGAAGCCAGAUGAGUCGUGUGAGUGGGAACAGCUCAGGUGUUGUGGCUCCGCCCCUCAUGCAGACCCCAACCUCAUCCGACCCCCCGACCUCCGACCCCCUGACUACAACCUCCACCGGGCCCCUGGCCCUCAAUAGCAACAUGAAGCCCACACCUGAUAUCACGUCCUCCUCUGCAGGGACAGAUGCAGGGAUCCGUACAGUGGAGAUCACAAGGGGUGUCAGUGACUCUCUCGGGGUGAGUAUAGCAGGGGGGAAGGGCAGCCCGCUUGGUGACAUCCCCAUCUUCAUUGCCAUGAUUCAGGCCAACGGAGUCGCCGCCAAGACGCACCGACUCAAGGUGGGCGACAGGAUAGUCAGUAUUAACGGUCAGUCUCUGGAGGGUUUGUCACACAGUGAGGUCGUCACCAUGUUGAAGAACAGCUAUGGAAACAUCAGCCUGCAGGUGGUAGCGGACACCAACAUCAGUGCCAUCGCCACUCAGGUGGAGAGUUUGUCCAGCAGCUCCAGUCUGUCGGCCAACACUGACACACACACAGCAGAGCCAGAGGGUCCGCGGCCCCGCAGCAUCAGUCUGGAGAAAGGCUCUGAGGGACUUGGCUUCAGCAUCGUGGGAGGAUUUGGCAGUCCACACGGAGACCUGCCGAUCUAUGUCAAGACCGUCUUCAGCAAGGGAGCGGCGGCGGUGGACGGGCGUCUGAAACGAGGCGAUCAGAUCCUGUCGGUGAAUGGGGAGAGUCUGCAGGGAGCCACACAUGAACAGGCGGUCGCCAUCCUGAAGAAACAGAGAGGAACUGUCACACUGGACGUCCUGUCAUAACACACACACACACACACACACGUCUGCAUGCACACACAAAUAUGAAUCGCACACAUGAACACAGAAGCUCCUGUGAUGUGUUCACAUGCAUCACACACACCCUGACUCUCGGAUCGAGAACUCGGAACUUCCCAACGUGCAAAAAAAAAAAGAAACAGCAUCAGA
Seriola dumerili (greater amberjack) is the source of this 5948-nucleotide messenger RNA. It is a transcript of the gene patj, whose product is annotated as PATJ, crumbs cell polarity complex component. Bases 72 to 5783 code for a protein of 1903 amino acids. Gene Ontology annotation, molecular function: protein binding. The transcript has 48 exons. Lineage: Eukaryota; Metazoa; Chordata; Actinopteri; Carangiformes; Carangidae. The record is from RefSeq and is a predicted model, not a curated record.